Messenger RNA from Sinocyclocheilus grahami, 3176 nucleotides. Its product is annotated as solute carrier family 2, facilitated glucose transporter member 1-like. The transcript is spliced from 10 exons. The coding region runs from base 222 to 1688 and encodes 488 amino acids. The record is from RefSeq and is a predicted model, not a curated record. Gene Ontology annotation, molecular function: D-glucose transmembrane transporter activity. Gene Ontology annotation, cellular component: plasma membrane; basolateral plasma membrane; apical plasma membrane. Lineage: Eukaryota; Metazoa; Chordata; Actinopteri; Cypriniformes; Cyprinidae. Gene Ontology annotation, biological process: response to insulin; dehydroascorbic acid transport.
CUGAACGCACCUGACAGACUCAAAGACGAUAUAAGAUCGACUAACAGAAGACAUGAGGGCUUCUUUCAACAUGACAAAUUGGAUGAUACAUUGUGGAUUUUAAAUUGUAAUAAUUUUCGUGCUUUUUUGUUAAGUGGAUUUUAGGACUGCAAUUUUACAAAACAACGAAAAGAAGAAAAUAAUUCUUCUGUAAUAAAAAAAAGCAUUUUUAACCUGCCACUAUGGAUUCUAAUAAAAAGCAGUUGACGCUUCAGCUGAUGAUGGCUGUUGGGACUGCUGUGAUCGGCUCCUUGCAGUUUGGCUACAACACAGGAGUCAUCAAUGCCCCUCAGAAGACCAUCGAGGCUUUCUACAAUGAGACGUGGUAUAAGAGGUACUCAGAGUACAUACCGUCGACCACUCUAACUACACUCUGGUCCGUAUCAGUGGCCAUAUUUUCUGUCGGUGGCAUUUUCGGCUCCUUCUCAGUUGGGCUGUUUCUAAACCGCUUUGGCAGGAGGAACUCAAUGCUCAUUGUUAAUGUUCUGGCCUUCAUCGCUGCUGCUUUAAUGGGCUUUUCCAAGCUGGCUGAAUCCUGGGAGAUGCUUAUUAUCGGACGCUUCAUUGUAGGCCUUUACUCUGGCCUGUCCACAGGCUUUGUACCAAUGUAUGUAGGAGAAAUCGCCCCAACUUCAUUACGUGGGGCACUGGGCACACUUCAUCAGCUUGGCAUUGUCAUUGGCAUCCUCAUAGCACAGAUCUUUGGUAUUAAAGAAAUCAUGGGGACCCCUACAAUGUGGCCUUUCCUACUUGGCUUUACUUUCAUCCCAGCCAUAGUCCAGUGUGCCCUGCUGCCCUUCUGCCCCGAGAGCCCGCGCUACCUUCUCAUCAACCAGAACGAGGAGGCCAAAGCUAAGAGUGUGCUGAAGAAGCUCCGUGGCACUGAAGAUGUGGCUGCAGACAUGCAGGAGAUGAGGGACGAGAGCAGGCAGAUGAUGAGGGAGAAGAAGGUCACCAUGCCUGAGCUCUUCCGCUCAUCGCUCUACCGCCAGCCCAUCUUCAUUGCCAUCAUGCUGCAGCUCUCCCAGCAAUUCUCCGGUAUAAAUGCUGUUUUUUAUUACUCCACUGGUAUAUUUGAGAAAGCAGGAGUGUCUGAGCCGGUCUAUGCCACCAUUGGUGCUGGAGUUGUGAACACAGCAUUCACAGUUGUGUCGCUGUUCAUAGUGGAGCGAGCUGGUCGAAGAUCACUACAUCUUAUUGGGCUGAUGGGAAUGGCUGUCUCUUCUGUUCUCAUGACCAUAGCUAUGGCGUUACUAGAUCAAGUGAAAUGGAUGUCAUAUGUCAGCAUCGUCGCCAUCUUCAGUUUUGUGGCAUUUUUCGAGAUUGGACCAGGCCCAAUCCCAUGGUUCAUUGUGGCAGAACUCUUCAGUCAAGGUCCCCGGCCUUCUGCCAUCGCUGUUGCUGGUUUCUCCAACUGGUUUGCCAACUUCUUGGUGGGAAUGAGCUUCCAGUAUGUUGAGGAACUGACAGGGCCGUACGUUUUCAUCAUCUUCACUGUCCUCCUGCUGAUAUUCUUUGUCUUCACCUACUUCAAAGUUCCUGAGACCAAAGGGCGGACAUUUGAAGAGAUCUCUGCGGGCUUCCGCUCAGGGUCAGAGAAAUAUACCCGAGAUGAUCUGAACACAUUGGGGGCAGAUUCCCAGCUCUGAGCUCAGUGCCACGUUUAUACAGUAAUGCUGUAGACUAACCAAUUGAGUGUCCUCGGCUAUAGCACAGUGGGUAUGUUCACAAUGGCAAACUAUCAUAUUACUCCUACUAGGAAGGCUGCACUAGUGUUGUCACGAUACUGGAAUUUCUAACCUUGAUACGAUAUUCAAUACCAUUUUCGAUACCACAGGGAAAAACGGGAACAACAUUAAGGGCAUAACAUUUUUGAUUUCUAUUAAAUGAUAAAUAUGACAAGGCUAGAACUUGACAAUGAGGAAUAUUUUUACAAUAAUGAAAACUUCUUGAGGUGGUAAAACACUGAAAAAAAAUUAUAUAUUUUCUGCCUCGUUCGAAGCCAAAUCAGAUCACAAAAUUAUUUCAAACACUCGACUGAUGUUGUGAAGCAAGUUUAGAGUUGGUAUCGGUGUAUCAGUACUACGGAGAAAGAGUUUUGAAACCGUCUAUGAUCAAAACUGUUUCAGAUAUUUCAGUAUCGAUACAUAUAAAAAAAAUUGACCUUUUUGACAGCGCUAGUAUGCAGAUUUUCUGAUUGCAUUGAAUACUCUUAUGACUUACUACAUUUGCCAAACUGUGCAAUAAUUUGACCAGUACACUGCUUCUCAAUAAUUACUCAUUAUUUCACUGGACUGACAAAAGUGUGAAUAUUUGUACACAGAAUUGUAUUAAACAUUGCAAAAUUGCUAUAUUUAUUUCUGAAAUCGUAACCAGACACCUCUCUCUAAUGUAAAAUAUGCGACAUUGUGAUAACAGUGUACCAUACUACAGUUUAAACCUAUUUUUAGAUACAUUACUUAUUACAUACUGUGCUAUUAUUUUUUACAUACUAUAUUGUUACAAUAAUAUGUAGUAUACAGUAUGGUGUAGCAUGCAGUGUGCAGUAUUUUAGUAUUCCAUUCUGAACAUUCCCACUGUCUUCAGCAAACAAACAGUAGCACAGAAAGUUCUGCAUUUUUCCUCAAACAAACUGUUUUUUUUUAAUUGUUUGUUUCCACAUUCUGAAAUAGAGAAUAGUAUCUAAAAAUAAUAAUCACAAUUUCAGCAUGUUUAAAUGCAUAUGAAUAAGAUUAUUGUACAUUAGUGUACUAUUAGGUCAUUUGAAUGAUAACAAUUCGCACAAUUCAACUUAAAUAUAUUGUUUUUUAGACUAGAACUUUUAACAGUGUUUGCUAGUGUCCAGUCAACACAUCAUGAGUUCUCAUAUAAUAUGUCUCCUGAUGUUAUAUUAGGUAUAAUGAUGUCAGAAAUGAUUAUGGUGUCAGAUUAUGAUAUAUGUUUAUCAAUACUUGAACUGUAGCUUUACCAAGGAGUGGCAAGAUUAAUUAACAAAAAGAAUACAAACGCAAAUCAAUUAUUUACAAUUAUACAGCAGUCCUUCUGCUUUUCAUAAGUGUGAAUUAGGGUCUCCAAUACGAUGAGGUUUAAUAUCUUUCCAAAUUGGACCAAUCUUAUUUUGACCUCCAGCAAAUUAA